AUGGACAUAAGUUGUCUUAAAAAUUUUCCACCAUUACCAAUAGUACCAGUACUGGCCAAUGAUUCAAAUCAUCUUGUUCAUCCAACUUACAACCCGAAUAGUGGUAGCAUUUCUAGUAGGAUUUCUGCUACCAUGGCACGUUCAACAUUUUCUAAUCAAAAUGUUCAAUCGUUGUUACAAAGAUUAUUCAAUAAUAAUUCUAAUUCAUGGAGUGUGUCAGAAAUCACUAAAACAAAGCCAAUUCCUUCGGUGAUUGUUUAUGCCAGUGUAGCUCUGGGUUUAUUUUUAAUGUUUUCAAUUACAUUUUGUACACUCUCCUGUUGCAAAUUGAAAAAACAUCAAAAUCAAAAGCGGCGAGGCUCGAAAUCGUCUCGUAUUUGUCUAUUCUUGCUAAUCGUAGUUUAUCUACUUGGGAUAGCAGACAUGAUUUAUGUUGCUUAUCGAGUUAAUACAUCGAAAACUUCUAUUGAUAAUGGAAUUAAGCAAUUAAAUCGAGACAUUUAUCCAAAUGAAAUCGCCGGACAUAUUCGAUAUUUAAAUCGACAACUCGGAAAUCUUGAUCAAUAUUUCCUACAACAAAAUUCAAUUUUAAUCAAUGCAUCAAAAUCAAUGCUAAUCAAUGCAUUUGAUGCAGUUUUAAACGGCAAAUAUUACCUUAAUGAUACUGCUCAACAUGUAAAUAAUAUCGAUAGAAAUGUUCAAAAAUUAAAAAUUGUAGUAAAGGAUGAUUUAUCAUUACCUGCAUUAGUUGUACAAAUAGUUAACAAUGUUGCAGAACAAUAUGAAAAUACAAUUGUUUUUCUACAAAAACCAUUAGAAGAAAUUUGUAAUUAUACUAGUGGAACCGAUGCUGAUAUUGAUCGAGAAAUAUCGAGCGCAUUGUAUACUGUUCAUCGUGCACUGUCAAAAAUUAUUGAUACAGUUAAUAAUGAUAUAUUGCCGACAAUGACACCGUGGGAAAGUCAUAUGUUAAUAAAUCAAAACUUAGAAGAAGACAUUCGUGGAUAUUUUAAUCUUGUUGGAACUAUUGCUGUUGUGUUCGUUAUAUUACUUGGUGUCAUUCCGUUGGGUUUCUUUAUUGUCAUAGGAAUAUCUUGUUUAUGCAAGGGAAGUGGCCAUGAAUCAAGAGGAAAUCAAAGUCGAAUGCCGAUGAAAAAUAUGAGCAAAGAACGGUACGCACACUCGACAGAUGGUUAUUCCAAAAGCAACAGCGCCCAGCAACACAGGACAGCUAAUAAAAUGAGACCUUCAUACCGAAACGAAUCGGAAUAUAUGGAAUCAGAUAAUGGCUCAUCUGGCGUAUUAUUUUGUCUAAUACGUAUUGCAUUCAUUAUUAUGAUAAUCAUGUUGAUUGCUAUGGUACUUCUAACAGGUGCUUAUUAUGCGCUUGAUCUUGCUGUUCAAGGUGCUUGCCGAACAGUUCAUGAUGAGCAACCUUGGCUAAUUAAUUUUGCCAUAGAUAAAUUAGUUGGUUUGAAUAAUUUAUUUGUGGAUCGUUCGGAAAUGAAUAGAACAACAUACAAUGUAAUUAAUGAUUGCCGUGAUAAUGUACAUUUCACUAGAAAAAUGUUCGAAGAAUAUUUUUCAAUAUUAAAUACUGAUGUUGAAAAUGUAAUGAAUAAAAUGAGCGAAAAAAUACAUAAUCAAUUUGUUCAAUCUAUUGGAGAUAUUAAUAUUCCUGCAGAUAUCGAUACAGUCGUGGAUUUAAUUACUCAAGCCAAUCGAACGAAUAUUACAUCUAUUGCUGUUAAGAUUCAAGCAGAUUUAUUGGCAAUAAACCAAUUAUUUAAUAAUAUAAGUAAUUCAAGUUCAACAUUAUCGAAGAACUUCACGCAAUCAACUAUCAAAGAGGUUGACGAUUAUGUGAAGUCAGUACUUGAAUCAACUGUGGAUGGGUGUCCUCUACCGUUGUCAACGAUUUAUAAAGCGGAUACGUUAGUGUGUCACAAUUUAAGUAGUUCAUUGAAUGGACUCUGGCUCAGCAUUUGCUUCUUCAUGUUUUUGGUUAUAUGUGGUUUUUGUAUUUUUGGUCUUUCUGUCUACAGACAAUCGAAUUAA
Molecule: messenger RNA, 2058 nt
Organism: Rotaria socialis
Lineage: Eukaryota; Metazoa; Rotifera; Eurotatoria; Philodinida; Philodinidae
Source: the annotation of a GenBank genome assembly